Molecule: messenger RNA, 3297 nt
Organism: Triticum aestivum (bread wheat)
Lineage: Eukaryota; Viridiplantae; Streptophyta; Magnoliopsida; Poales; Poaceae
Product: protein FAR1-RELATED SEQUENCE 5
Exons: 5
Coding region: 1389-3002 (537 amino acids)
Molecular function (GO): zinc ion binding
Source: RefSeq, a predicted model, not a curated record
GAUGUUACGGACCUGCAUUCUUAUACGUGUAUUUUGGUUCUAAUCCAUCAACCCUUUAUGCUGAUUGUGCUAGAUGUAGCUAAUCUUAUUUGAGUAAAAUGUGGUGAUCUCUCUCUGUAUCAGGGCGCAGGCAAUAUAUCACUGAAAUAACUUGCUAUAUUUUGCUUAGACUACAUAUUCGAGAAAUUAUAAAUAGAAAAAAUGUCGGCAACUUAUGGCCUGAAAUGAGUUUGAAGUAAUUUUAACUGAGUUCGAAGUAAAAAUGUCAGCAAUUUACGUACAGAAAAAUGUCAGCAACUUAGAACAUUUAGUUUUGUGUGUGCUGUGGAUGAAGCACGUAGAACUUGUACAAACUAAUGGAGGUUAAUAGUAGCAAGUCCAUACACAUCUAGUCAGAUCAUCUGGAUGUGGUUGAAUCGUUGGUUAUAUUGUAGAAUCAAUCAUGCUGACACAACCAAGAGAGAAAAUGCAGUAUGGAUAAGCAAGAUAGUUUUCAUUAGAAGGAAAGGAAACAAUAAGAAAAGACAAGUUAGAUGCAACAUAAUCCAUAUUUCUGCAAGUUUUGGUUCAGAUUCCUUUCAUUUUCUUCAUGUCCAUCCUAAUCCUAUGUGUGGUUGAAGACUGAAUAGUCCGAAAAAUAUAAGCUACUGCUUGAACAUUUAUGUUUGUUUGUUCUGAAAUCAGUGGAUGCAAGCAAUCAUACAACAGUUAAUUUCAUUUCAUCCUCUGCUACUAUCUCUCUCUCAAGGACCGACCACCAUUCCAGUUAGGAUGGAGUUAGUAACCGGCAUAUAAGCAAUGAAUCUGCACUUAAUUAACUAGAAGGAGCAAAUUAAGCAGCACAUGAGAUGGUUUUAGUGGCGUACGGUCGUGGGGUCCAUGUAAGUGGACAAAGAACUCGUGCGGGGAAAUAUAUGCUGGUGUACUCAGGAAUGUUCUUCAUUAGCACCGUUUUCUCUCUUUUUCUUUAGUACAUCUAAAUGUUGCAUUAGACAUUUUCUUUCAUCGCUACUUACUUUUUAGACCUCAUUGACAAGCUAAUUAGGGGCACCUGCAUGUAAUAUCUUACACUUUUUGCUGCGUCGAGCAAGGAAUGAUGGAGUCAAUGACUAGUAUUGCUCCAAGUGUCGGGUCAACUACAGCGAUGGGACUUGAAGAUGAUGCCAACAAUUUUUCCAUGGUCCAAACGAGAUUUGGCAUAAAUGAUGAAGAUCGUUACAGCACACCGAAAAGAACCAGUAGCCUACCCGCGUGUGAAAGUUUAUUACUUAGUGAUUUCAUUUACUAGUUUCAUGGGUUUCAGUUCUGGAGCUAAUCCAUUGUGUUAACUUACGCAAGGGUCAACUUACGAGCCAGAGUGUGAUGACAGCCUACAACCCUCAAUUGGAAUGCGAUUUGAUAGCUGGGAGGCAGGUUUGGCAUUCUAUAGAAUGUAUGCUCAUGAGGUUGGCUUCUCUGUACGCGUAUGGACACAACACAAAGGAGAGGGUGGUGUAAUAAUCUGGAAGAAGUUUGUUUGCGCAAGACAAGGUUGGAGGAAGAGAAAAUCAGUGGAUCUAGGUCAAGUUACUCAAGAAGUGGGGAGAAAAAAGGCUAAAAGAAAUAUCAAGAUAAGCAGAUGCGGUUGCAAGGCUAUGAUGGGAUUGAAGAGGCAAGAUGACAACAAGUACGAGGUCGUCCAGUUUGUUCAAUCGCACACGCACCAACUUGUCUCACCAAGUAAGAGGCAUCUCAUCAGGUCAAAUAGAGAGAUUGCAUCAUACAAAUGGUUAUUUCAGACUUUCUUGAAAGCAAUGUGUGGGGUUGCACCAAAGCUAGUCAUAACCGAUGAGGAUCAAAGCAUGAGAAGAGGAAUAGAAUCUAUAUUUCCGAACACAAAGCAUCGACUCUGUAUGUGGCAUAUUCUGAUGAAACUCCCUGAAAAGGUUGGACCCAUCUUGAGAGACAAUGAAGAUUUUAAACCACGAUUCAUGGCAUGUGUCCGGGGAUCAGAGACUCCAGAUGAGUUCGAAUCACGGUGGUCCUCAAUAAUUUCUGAGUUUGGCCUAGAGGAUAAUGAAUGGUUGAAAGAGAAGUAUGGUUUACGGGAAUCAUGGAUUCCAGCAUACUUUAUGGAGUUCUCCCUUGGUGGAAUAUUACGUACAACAUCUAGAUCUGAGAGUGAGAAUGCAUUUUUUCGACACUUCACUAACCGAAAGCUUACCUUGAUUGAGUUUUGGGUAAGAUUUGAAACCGCUUUGGAAGAGCAACGACAAAAGGAGUUGCAAGAGGAUAAUUGUGCACUUCAUACCUUGCCAGUACUCGAGACUUGCUGGGGAAUUGAGGCUCAUGCCAGAGAAGUGUAUACUCACAAUAUUUUUGUUGCUUUCCAACGUGAGGUGGUGGCUGCUAGGGAUCGUCGUCAUGUCAAAACCAUUGAGCGGGUUGGUGAUGUCCGAACCAUGAGCAUUGGUGACCUUAGUGGAAGGAUAAUAACUGUCUGCUUCAACACUAAUACAAAGGCUGCACAAUGUACUUGUCGAAUGUUUGAAUCAUUGGGCAUACUUUGCUCUCACAUCAUUGUUGUCUUAAAGAAUGAUGGGUGUAAUGAAAUUCCUAGCCAAUAUGUGCUGCAUAGGUGGACUAAAAUGGCUGCACGACAUCUUUGCUAUGAUGCCAAUGGACAUGAGAUGGAAGGGUCAUCUACUUCUCUUUCACCUAUCAUCAAGAAAUUGUAUUCACAAACAUGGUCGCGGUUCAGCUUGGCAUUGCAUGAAGCUAGACAUUGUGAGGAGAAGAUGGAAUACUUAAACAAAGUUGUUGCUGAUGCUCUUGCACACUUGAGGCAGACGGCGCCACUUGACGAACAAAGUAAAGUUCAAGAGUUUGAAUCCUUUAUUGGAACAACAUUCCCAAGCAUCAUCAAUAUUCAUCCCCCUGAUAUUGCAAAUACAAAGGGCAGUGGCAAGAGAUUGAAGAGGGGUUCAGAGGAGGCCAUUAACAAAAGGAAAAAGAGCAAGUAGCAUCCAAAAAGGUUCAACAUCAGCAUAUUGUUCUACUUAACGAGGCAAACAUGACGGCACAACCCACCAAAUGGAGCGGACAACCUUUACUUUGUGUUAAAUAAUGGAUGAAAAAUGUGUUUGUUAAUGUGAUAUAUGGACCUAGUUCAAGUACACCAUGUUGAAUCUGUUGCAAUAUAUGUGUACCUACUAAUCUUCUAUACAUUUCUUGUAACUGCUGGCUGCAACUCUAGUUAUGUGCAUGAGACUAAUGUGUAUUGUCAUGAAUCUCGUUCACAAAGCAUUCAAACUGUCC